Diorhabda carinulata is the source of this 10095-nucleotide messenger RNA. RefSeq names its product SH3 and multiple ankyrin repeat domains protein 2 (gene Prosap). NCBI's taxonomy places the organism in Eukaryota, Metazoa, Arthropoda, Insecta, Coleoptera, Chrysomelidae. The transcript is spliced from 19 exons. The record is from RefSeq and is a predicted model, not a curated record. Bases 397 to 4224 code for a protein of 1275 amino acids. Gene Ontology annotation, cellular component: postsynaptic density; dendritic spine; postsynaptic membrane. Gene Ontology annotation, molecular function: ionotropic glutamate receptor binding; synaptic receptor adaptor activity.
AGUGAUAGUAUGUGUGUGUGUGUGUGUGCUUGGGUAUGGGAGAGAACGGUUCACUACGACCGACUGUGUAUUAACUGUGAACGCUUUUGUUAGUCUGUUGCGCGUUCGACGAAGAAGACGACGAUAACCAUUUAUUUGUGUCGGUUAUUUCGCGCGCGCGGGUUCUGUUUCAACAUAUCUUCAAAUCGGGGUAAAUUGACAGCAAGGGAAGUUUGUGUAUGUGACCGGUUUAAUAGAAAAAUUACAUCGCAAGGAUUUAUCGAUUUUAAAAAGAAAAAAAUUGGAAUAACGUUCAGUGAAAUUAAUUGAAGAAUUCAAACGUCCUCAUGAAUGUCACCUGAAGAAAUAUUGCAAAUUCUUCUUGAAGCUCAAUAAUGUGAAGAAUUAGUUAGGCUAAUGGAGGAGGAGGACGAGAGAGGCCCCGAAGAGGGUCACCUCUUAGUCAGGAUUCACGUCCCUGAACUCAACGUCCAAAAAUGCCUCCAAUUUCCUAGGGACCAACUCGUCUGGGACGUUAAGCAGCAAUGCCUAGCGGCGUUACCCAAGGUGUCCACUUGGUAUAGGGAGCUAAAAGAAAGCUUCAACUAUGGUUUAUUUUCUCCUCCGGAUAACGGAAGAGCUGGUAAAUUUCUGGAUGAAGAGAGACGUCUUGGGGACUACCCUUUUAACGGUCCUGUUGGUUAUUUAGAGUUGAAGUAUAAAAGAAGGGUGUAUAAAAUGAUGUCACUCGACGAAAAACAAUUGAAAAGUCUACAUACAAGGGCCAAUCUUCGGCGAUUCAUAGACUACGUACAAAACGGACAAGUGGAAAAAAUUACUAAAAUUUGCUCCAAAGGCCUAGAUCCUAACUUUCACUGCCAAGAAACAGGUGAAACGCCAUUAACUAUGGCAACGGGCAUAAAAAAACCGGCGAAAGUAUUAAUGGCAUUAGUGAAUGGUGGUGCUUUAUUGGACUACCGAAAAAAAGACGGUUCGACAGCCUUACAUCGAGCCGUAGAACAUCGAAGCUUAGAAGCCUUAAAAACCUUGUUAGAAUUAGGGGCGUCUCCUAAUUAUAAGGACAAUAAAGGACUAACUCCGCUUUAUUAUACAAUAAGUCUCAACGUAGACCCAACUUUCACCGAAACUUUAUUACACGAUCACGCUACAACGGGCGCUCAGGACGCUCAAGGCUGGCACGAAGUGCACCAAGCUUGUAGAACGGGUCUUCUAUCCCAUUUAGAACACCUUCUGUUCUACGGAGCGGACAUGAAUGCCAAAAACGCUUCUGGUAAUACUCCUUUACACGUUUGCGCAGUAAAUUGUCAAGAAUCCUGCGCUAGAUUGUUACUAUUCCGCGGCGCUGAUAGACAAGCUUUGAAUUUCGCCAAUCAAACUCCUUGUCAAGUCGCCGUCAUCGCCGGUAAUAUGGACCUAGCGGAUAUCAUCCAAAAUUAUAAACAAGAAGAUGUCGUCCCUUUUCGCGGCCCACCUAGUUAUAAUCCGAAGCGUAGAUCCGCGAUUGGUUGGCUGAACAGGGCACCGUCCAUGAGUACCCUUGCCCUACCUCCAAGUCCUUGUCCUAGUGACAGAUCCUCAGCACCUUUCAGUUCGGCCAGUUCGAGUCUUUCGGAAGGAAGCGCACUACCGGGACACGAAACAGACACCGCUAGCAUCGUGACAGUGUUCGCACUGGGUGUUGCAGAUAAAAGUCUCGGAGAUACCAGCGACAUCAUCAGCGAUAGCUCCGGAGUAGGCACCGCCAAUUCCGAUACCACCAAUUGCACCAUAUGGAUGCCUGGUAGUACUGUGGUUUGUAUCGAAUCGUAUUCGUCGAAGGAAGAAGGACAUAUUAAUAUAAGGGAAGGAGAUAUUAUAGAGGUUCUUGCUGCAACCGAUGAUGGUUAUUUGGAAGGAAAGACGAAAAGCGGCGGAGGACGAACGGGUUAUUUUCCCGCGGCUUGCGUUCAAGAAGUCCGAUUGCGUCAUCAUAAUAUACAGGCUACCAUGAUAGUGGCUAAAGAUCCCAGACCGCCGAGUCAGACUUCUAGUAGAGUAUUGGGAAGAAGAGAGAGUACUUCGAAACAUUUUGCUACAGCUCCAAGGGCUACCAAAAAAACUUACUCACAUCUUCCUGCCGAACCGCGUACAGUGGUCCUGCACAAAGGUAGAAAAGGUUUCGGUUUUAUUUUAAGAGGAGCUAAGGCUACAUCGACUCUAAUGGAUCUGACUCCUUCUGAAACUUGUCCUGCUCUACAAUAUCUCGAUGACGUCGAUCCCGGGGGUGUUGCAGAUAUAGCGGGGUUGAAGAAAGGGGAUUUCCUAUUGGAAAUAAAUAACGAAGACGUUUCUUCUGCUUCACACGAACACGUAGUCGAUUUGAUAAGAAAAUCUGGUGACCUGGUGCAAAUGACGGUGAUGUCGAUGGGACCUCCAACUUGCGGUGGUUUACCUUUGAGCAAAUCUACGAUUUUACCAGGAGGAGCUGGCGCGGUACCUUUGGGUAGACAAUUCGCUACUUUACCAAGGAAAGCGAUCAACUAUUCCGGUACGUUGGGUAGGUCGACGCAAGCGCCUUUACCGCCUCGAAGAGAUCCCAAAACGACUCUAAGCGUUGGAAGAGCCAGAGCCAAAAGUAUGGUUGCGGGCUUAGGAGGAGAAAAAGACGAGACUGAUGAUAUAACUAAAUCAAGUUCCGCCGAGUCGAUUCACCAAUCGACUCCCGGAGGAACUUGUACUUCAACGCCAGUUCAACCACGAACGGCGUCUAUAAGACAGCGACCUUCUUCGGCUAGUCUUAAAAAUUCCGUGUUAGAAGAAUUGUUUCAAAAACAAAGAGACGGCGACGCCGUGAGUCAGUGCUCAUUGAUGACCAGCUCGAGAUUUCUUAGCUCGAACGCUUCCGGAUCGCCCAGCAAAGGAAGGGUGUACGCCAGCGUCGCAGAGAUGAAGAGAAGUAAAAGUAAAAACCCAAAAACGAAAUUCGUCGAAUUAUUCGCCGGCGGAAAAGAAUUGAAACGAAAUUUUCACAGUACCCCCGAUUUGGUUCAAGAAAUGGCGUAUAAUUCACAAACAUUACCGAAUAAAUUCCAUCGUAGUCAAGAAGAUAUUUCUUCUUUAUUGGGCAAUCGAAGUUUACCGCCUCCUAGUCAUCCUCCGCCGCCGAUACCAUCACAAGUGCAAUUAGUCAAGGUGGAUAUUUCGAGGAGCAAACACGCCGAAUAUGAUCAUUUAAAUAGGGAUAUCCCCGACGAAGGUAUUGUGUCUUCGUUUAAUCCUACGGCGAACGCUAAAUUGUACGCUUCUCCGGAAGAUAUGAAAACCGUUGGUUACAGAUCUAAAAGUUUGCCUUCCCAUGUUGCCAAGACGCAAUUGAGGAAAUCUCAAAGUAUGCGAGCGAAUAAUACAUUCAAACCCACAAAUAACUCAUCUAAUGAAACUCAAGUUAAUAAUAACCCUUACGCACAGCCCAUUAGGGCCUCGAGGUCACAUUCAACCGGAUCUAGAGAACGUAGAAAAAAGACAGUAUCCAAUAAAUCGAAUACUAAAUCGUCAGUAUUACCCGGAGCACCUCCCAUACCGGAACCUGACUAUAGUUGUAGCGAUUCCGAUGGAGAAAGCGAUAGUAUACCAAGGAAAUGUGACAGUUUGGCUAGUCGAAUCAAUAAUGUACAAUUACAAGCUACUGAAAAUAGCGGAAACAGUAACGCAAGUGGUAGUUCUUCCGGUAGCAGCUCCGUUCCUCAUAGUUUCAGCGUCGAAGAAAUCCAACGAGGACGAUCCUUAUUGAAAUCUUCUAAAUCUUAUCCGGACGAACUAUUGAAGAAACAAAAAGACGCCGAUGUCGCGGACGCAGAUGGCGAUAACAGUUCUUCCGGUGUUAGUUCCGAUCAAGAAAUUACGCCAUGCGGUAAUCCCGACAUCACCGAUUCUAACAGCAUCAUUCCUCCCGCCAAAAAUCAACGACCACAAAUAGGUAUGUCUAAGCGACACGCGGUUUCUUUGGCUCAACUGCCGCCACCUAUAGAAAACGAAACUGACGAAAAAGAAGAAUUCUGUUUACCGCCGCCGCCGGAAUUCGGUGAAAACAAUCCGAAUUUUAGUGAGGUGGUAGUGGCGCCGCCGCCGCAAUUCAGUGAUAACCGACAAGUAACUAGAGUUAGAAUAGUAGGCGCCGUACCAAAGGGCACAUUGGCCGUUAACGCGCAACCGAAAUUGAAACAGAACCGACUGCAUAGUCAGUGAACGAUGAAGGCUGACAUUUAAAACACAUCAAUGUCGAGGGUUUUUUUUUAUAUUAAAACACUUUUUUACUAGCAUUUAAUACUCAAUUUUUGAUAUUCGAUAACGAACAAAUUUCCAGCAAGCUUUAUAGAAAAAUAUUCCUUAUUCAUAUAUCGGUUAAUUGACUUAUAAUCAGUAAAUCUUUACUUAAUCCUGGAUCCUUUUUACCUUUUCAGGUGUAGGGUAUACUAGAGUUGAGGGAUUAUGUGGAUUCCCUCUUCAACGGCAGUUAAAUUCUUUCCUAUCCUGUGUCUUUUAUUUCAUUUCCCCUUUUUAUUCCUAGAGUUGAUCCCGCCAUCGUAUUUUCUCCUGUUCAGUGUCUUUUGUUGUAUUUCCCGCCUUUUUAUUCCUCGAUUUGACCAAGCCACCUUAUUUUCUUCUGUCCAGCUUUCCAUCAACGUUUCUAUCCAUCUCUUCCAACAAAAGUUCAUUGAGAUUGAGAUCCGGAUUCUAAAGAACUUUGUUUAUUGACACCCUUUUUUCGCUAUUUUCCAUAACAUUAUCUGGUUCAAUAGGAGGUUGCUGCUUCAUAUCCGGCUCGAAGGACCAGAGCGUCCAGUAUAAAUGGUUCUAACAAUUCUAACAGUUGCCAAACCGUGUUUAUUUACAUCCGUUGUGCUCCUUUCCUUUUGAAAUAUCCUCUGUAUAAACUGGAACUAUGCUUGGAAUCAUUGCAUUGUUUCUUCUCGAUUUUUCUUCAGUGUCAUCUGUACCUUCUUUAUUAAACUUUACACUCAAAUAUCUAUAGCUACCACAUUUUUCUGCUAUUUUUGAGAACAUCUGAUCUGGACCUUCGAGCCUUCAAUAGGAGGUUGCUGGUUCAUAGCCGGUUCGAAGGACCAGUAAAAAUGAUUCCAAAAUUUCCUAUUUGCAAUAAUUGAAGUUAAAAAAAGUGAUGAGAACUAUAAACUACAAAAUAUGCUGCAGGAUAUGAAAUUUAGUAAUAAUUUAAACAAGAUAAGUUGACAAUAUAUUAUUGGAGAAUUUUCUAUAAAGUUUGCAAUACUUAGUUACUACCUAGAUAAUCAUUUAUCUUAUAUAAUGUAGUAUCUAAUACCUGAGUUUGUACCGGUAGACACUACUCAGUAUUAACUGCAUAGCCAGCUUCAAAAUAUCUCUUUUAUAAUCACAGAUAUUGAAAUAUUUUUAUUUCCAAAUUAUUCUACCAUGUCAGUGUUAAGAAUUGAUUUUCCCACUAUUAUCCGUUAUAUUUCGAUUAGAAAUGCAAAAUGAAAAAAUUCAAUACAUUUCGACAAAUCUACAUCAAAGAAAAUUUGUUUUUUUUUUAUCUCCUAUUUCAUAUUUGACUGCCAACUACAAAAUAACUUGUAAUUACCCUCCCUAAAGAGAUUUUGCGUGUAAUUACACUCCCUGAAGAGAUUUUGCAUUCUCUAUACCUUUUGGUGAAAACGUUGUAUUCACAUUAGAAUUUUUAAUGAUACAAUACGAUUAAAUAAAAUUGUGAAAAUUGCCUUGGCAGUCGACGUGUUAAAAUUUCAACCCAAUGGAAAUAUUUGCACUUCUAUGAAUCAAAUGUCUGUUUUAUUAAUAAAAUCGCUCAUAAUUCGAUAUUUUAUCCUAUUCAACUGGCUAAUAAAGUUGUAAAAUACUUUUUAAAUUUUGAUUUCGUCUAAUUAAGUCUUUGAUAACUUUUAUAUUUAAACAAACAUUCCGUCAUUUACCUAUAUUAUAUUAUUCAUCCUGCCAAAAUAUAUAUUAUUAGAAAUGAUAUUUUUUGAAUAAUCGAGGUAUUCGUAUAUAAUAUUGUUGUUGGUUACUGUAAUUAUUGUGAUUGUAUUUGAUUUAAAAAAAAUAUUAAAACAGUUGGUACUGUCAUUAUAAUCGGUAAAGUAAAAUUCAAAAAAACUUAAUUUAUCGUAUUACAAUUUGAUUUUAUUUCAUUCUUAUGAGUAGUUAGAGGUACCUAACUUCAAAAUAAUUUAUCGAUUUACCUUAUUUUGAUCUCCCUUUUUUAUUCGAACUUAAUUUGUUUACUACAUAAAUAUUCUUUACUACUCCAUAUUUAUGUGUACAAGUUGUCAACUGUCACUUUCCGUCAUUUUCUUCUUUUAUUCUCCGACUUUUUCUUAACUCAACCACAGUUACCGCUUUUUUCUCACUCAGAGUUCAUUUUUUUCAGUAUCAUUAGAAUGUUUAAAAAAAUUAACAUUCGUAUGACUCGUUUUUUUUAUUUUGUGAUGUAAUAUUCAAUUUUUUAAUACGUAAACAUGUUAUAUUUAAUGAUAUUCUUGUACAAGUUGUCACCUGUCAUUUUCUUCUUAUUGUCGGACCUUUGCUUAACUCAAUCACACUGAAUGCUUUUCUCUUAUUUAUUAAAUCACUCUGAGUUUAUUCUUUUUCAGUAUCAAUGAAAUGUUUAAAGAAAUUAGCAUCUGUUUGAUUAGGUUUUCUAUUUCGUGAUGUAAUAUUUAAUUCUAUAAUACAUAAACGUGCUUUAUUCAAUAUUUUUGUAUAAGUUGUCAACUGUCACUUUCUUCUUUCUUAUUGUCGACCCUUGGAUGAACUACAAUUAUCGCUUUUCUCCUAUUUCCAAUCUCAUAACUUAUUAUUUUUUAGUAUCAGUUUUUUCGGUACAUUAUUUGUUUGUUUCUUAUCUAAAAUUUCUUAUCACAGUUAUAUUUGAAAAAAAAAUUGAAAAAUCAUUAGUUUUAUCAAAAAACUUUAUUUAACGUAUUAAAUAGACUUAAAGUCUUCUUCUUUUUAACUUUCUUUAUUGAGUCAAAAUCGGUUAAUGCCUAUUUAACAAUGGUCGCUGUGGGGCAUACAAAAGCUGUUGUCGUUUCUGUGUGGUUUGUGAAGUUAUUUGUUGGAUUUUAUACAUUAUUAUACCCUGUUUUAUUUCGAAAUACGUUCUUAAAGAGAUGCUAUUUAAAGGAAUGCGAAAUUCCUACCGGAAACGUGGUUAGGUCUGAAAAGCUAGGAAAAUGGUGGAAAAUGAGCAGAAUUCAGACUAAAGCUCUUUCAUCUGAUGAAAAAGAGUUUGUCCUUGUACUUUUCAGCUGUCACUUGAUAAAUUUUGGGAAUCGCUUGAAAGCUUAUUCGCAGACUGAUUGACAAAACUGCAAAAAUAGUCAGCUUCUGCUGAAUUAAUUUCGCUGAAACAGAUCUAAUACUAUAAAACAAAAAACAAUGCAAAACAAUCCUCGUAACAGAAAAAAAAACAAAAAAGCUAACCCAGGUACAGGUUUUUUACCCCACGGUGGCCAUUUUGACGUAGAUCAGCUUACUAAGACAAACCCCGAGAAGGUGUGGCAACCAUCCACAAGGCUUUUAGCCACCGGUAUGAUAUAGAAAAUAAUCCUUGGGCUAUUCUAUACCUUCUGUGAAAAUUCGAUUAAAUAAAUGCCACAAACCAUUAAAAACUUAUGGCAAAUGUAUUUGUUUACCCCACGGCUGUCAUUUUCAAAAUGAGCAUCAGCUGAUUUUGACAAUUGCUUAAUAAAUUGAACAUACUCAUAUAUCGUGAAGUUAGCAAUGCAUUAUUAUGGUUUUUAUGAAUUUUAUGAUACCGAUUACAUUAUUUAUCACAACUGAGUGCCACUCGAAAUGGAUUCCCUUCAUUUUGUUUAUAAUGGUAUGUUUUAUCUACUAUUGUGUUAUUUGUUUUUGUAAGAUAUGCUCAAAUAUUGCCUAUUCAUCGAUUUAAAAAAAAAUAAUAGGUUACAAUUGUAAAUAUAUGGGGUUACAGUUACUGUAUGACUAUUUUUUGUGCAGUAACUAUCGUUUCGUUUCUGUUGGAACUACUGUCGAAUUAGACUCUGGAUUUUUGCUUUUCUAACAUCUCAAUUGUAAUUGUUUGAGCCUUGAAUUUUCUAAAUGUUCGAAGGACCAUCAAACUAUGAAAUUAUUAUUAACAAUAGCUGCUUUCCAUUUACAUUCAAGUGAACUAAGACACUCAAUUAUGUGAGUAUCUUAUUCUCAGAUUAAGGCGUCACUACUCAGUAAAUGAAAGGAAUGAAAACCACAAAAAAUUCACUAUCAUCAUCGGUGAUACAACCGCGGUACACAGAAUCACUGUGACGUUCAUAAAUGUCAAAAAUAAUUCAAUUGGUUAAGAAAACUGUAAUAACGCACACAAUUUUCGCGCUUGUACGCGCUCUCUACGCCUAAAUUAACUUUUUACGCGCUGAUCGUCAAAAACAUAACCUCACUUUUCUAGUGUAGUUUCUAGUUGCAGAUACCCUAAAAAAUGACUUCUACGAGUGAAAACUGAUGGAAUUUGUACGUGCUCAUGAGUGUUCAUAUAACAAACAGUCGGCUAGAUACAAGAAAACUAAAAUUUGGAAUAUAGGAAAUCAUUUUCCCGUUUGAAAAUUCCAUGAUAAGAACGAGUUAUUAACUUCUCGAUCUAAUCGUAAUUAUGUUUGGUCGAGUCACUCAAUGAGUUUGAAAGUUGAUCAUAUAAACUCUGAUUUAUUUAUCAAAAAAUCGUCCGGAUGUAUUUCGUUGAUUUUAAAAUAUGUUGUAGUAAAGUAACUGUUGAUAUUUCUAUUCAAAAUGGGUCUCACCAACAAACGCCGUGUCAAAUGUCGCAAAUUUCCUUAUAUACAUGCACAAUUGAGGUUAUGUUGUCAUUCUGUACACCGCUUUACUGUCCAAAAUCGUUUUAAUGCAAGCAACCUUCCAAUUAGACAGCUCCAUGUUUAAUGGUUAGAUCCGAUUUACACUGUGAAUAAUUAAUGACAAUUGACAAUUGACAUAUGUUAAUUGUUGAUCACCGUUCAAAUUUCUUUAUAUAUACGCACUUUUAAGGUUAUGUUUACGAGUGAAUCUGAGUUCACAAAACUCACUAAAACACACGGUCUCAAGCUUAUACAGAUCGCUGGUAAAAAGUCAGUUACAUUUCAGUUGUGAGACGUGCAUUCAACCGAGUUGUGACGUCUCAAGUGAGUUUUGAUUUAAAUGAAAAAAAUAUUUCAAUCGGAAUUAUCAAAAGUUCGAUGUCAAAUGUCAAUUGUCACUAAUUAUUCAUAAUCUAACCUUAAAACACAGAGCAUGCAUUAAAACGGUUGCGGAUGGUAAAGCGGUGUGCAGAAUGACGCUAAUAAACAUAACCUCCAAGUAUAUGAAGAAAUUUACUACAUUUGACUCGGCGUUGGUUGGUAAGACCCAUUUUGAAUAGAAAUAUCAACAGAUGCUUUACUACAAUAGAUUUUAAAAUGAACAAAAAGGAUCCAGACGAAUUUUUUAAACAUAGAUGAAUGAAUCGGGGUUUAUAUGAUAAACUCAUUGAGUAGAGACUCAACGAAACAUGAUUACGAUUAGAUCAGGAAGUUAAUCACUCGUUCUUAUCAUGGAAUUUUCAAACGGGAAAACGAUUUCCUAUAUUCCAAAUUUUAGUUUUCUUGUAUCUAGCCGACUGUUUGUUAUAUGAACACUCACGAGCACGUACAAAUUCCAUCAGUUUUUCACACGUAGAAGUCAUUUUUCAGGGUAUCUGCAACUAUAAACUACACUAGAAAAGUGAGGUUAUGUUAUGUAAAAAGUUAACUUCGACGUCGAGAGCGCGUACAAGCGCGAACAUUGUGUGCCUUAUUACAGUUUUCUAACAAUUUGAACUUCAAAUGUAGCUAUCGAAAUCAAAAGUUGAAAACCUGAGUCUAAUAAUUACAAUCGACUAGAUCUAUCAGAAAUAUUGAGGUUAAUAGAAUUUUUUUCAUGUAUAUAUUAUUUCUGAACCUAUUUAUUUCACCAUUUAUUAGUAUAUAAACAGUGCACAUAUUGGAAUACACUAGUUGUUGAAACAGUUCACUUAACAGAAUCUCAAAUGGUUGUUUUUUUUUAUUAAUAAAUGCUAUGUCUUAAGCUAAA